CAGAAUCCAUCAUGGCGUCCGGUGCCAAAAUGGCACACAACUUUUAUCAGAACGGAAAAUAUGGCACUCUACCUCAGACAAACCCUAAGGAUGCCGAAAUCACUCAGGAUAUGCACCUUAAGAUGUCAAAGAAAAUCGCACAGCUUACCAAGGUUAUUUAUGCACUCAACACUAAAAAUGAUGAGCAUGAAGCAGUCAUUCAGAGUAUCAAAGAUCAUCAUGAAGAGGAAAUGCAACAACUUAUCACAGAAACAAGAGUCAAAUUGGAAAACUACCGCACCCGAAUGGGUGGGGACGUUGAACUCAAAAAGAAAAUCACAGCCUUGGAAGCACUUAAUGCAGAACACCAACAGCAGAAACAGCAAGCACUGGAAGAUUUUCAAAAUUUUAAAAGAAGAGCCGAAGAACGGGAAAUGCAAUUAAAAACUGAGGAGUCUCAGAAAGUCAUUCAGUUGUCUCAAGAGGUGCUAACUAUAAAGAAACAUUUUGAAGAGCAGCUGAGUAAAUUUGAUCAAGUAAAAGCUGACUUUGAGUCUAACCAAAGGACAGCUCUUGAAAAUCUGAAAAAGGUGCAUGCAAAAGAAUUGGAGGAUUUAAGAAAUGCGCAGAGUUCACAGCAAAGUGAUCUAUCAAAGGAAAGGGAAAGGUUAGAACAGCUAUACUCCCAACAAAUAGACCAGCUGAAAGGACAGAUAGAGGAGCUAAAUGGCGAUAAAAAGAAAAUAGCUGAUGACUAUGAGGAUAAGCUGAGCAAAGCUAAAGCAUUUUAUGACAAAGAGCUGGAUGUAUUGCGGAAUGCACAAAAUUCUGAUAUGGAAAGUCGGAUUUCAGAUCUGUUAGCUCAACAGAAUAAGAUAAAGAAAGACUUUGCUUACCAAGAAGGACAGUUUAAAAAGAGAAUUGAUGACUUAAUUGAACAACUUUCUCGGUCAGAGGAUGAAAUUGCAAAGCAAAAAGAACAGCUACAAAAUUAUGAAAAGAUGAUCCAAGACAGAAGCAGUGACUCUGAUACACUCAGUAGACAGUUGUCAGAUGCAAAGCAUGAGACAGCACAGGCCAUCACCAGAUUGAAAGAGGUUGAAGGAGAGCUAGCUGCUUCCAAGGAAAGAUGUUCAGAACAGGCAGCAGACAUGCUGAAAAAGUCAACCCUUCUUGGGCAGUUAGAGGCAACUAGACUUCAGAAUGAAGCAACCAUCAAAGACUUAGAAUCUCAGUUAUCAAAGCUAAAAGACAGGUCUGCAUGGCUGGAAAAGGAGAGAGAAGGUUUGCAAAACAAGACACUAAGUCAAGAGGAAGAGAAGAAUCACCAACUUAAAUCACUGGAGAGGUCCCUUGAAGAUUUGUCACUUGAGAAACAGGCUCUUAAAGAAAGGUAUGAGAGGGACCUUAAUAGUCUCGAGGAGUCCCAUGCCAAACGGGAAAAGGAACUUCAAAACAACCAUGAGGCUGAAAUGAUGGAGCUGAAAAAGAUGCACAAAGAGGAGUUGGAAAACCAGAGGAAAGCAUCUACAGAAAUGAUUACACAGUUGAAAAAGGAAAACCAGGAUAAAAUAGAAGCACUCCAAAAACAACAUAAUGAAGAGAUCACCUCCAUGAAAGCAGAAUAUGAAAGAGUACAGGGAGAUCUUAGUCAUAAAUUGAAGACUGCAGAAGAGGAGGUGAGGCGGCUUGAGAAACUGGUUAAAGAGAGUGAGCAAGGCCUGGGCUCUGCAUCCUCACAUAUUGACAGUUUGAAGGAAGCCAGUGAUAAACUAAAAGCAGAGCUGGAUAGCACCAAAGCCGAGCUCCGUGCAGUGUCAAACCAAAAGUCCAACCUACAGGCUGAGCUGGAGAAACUGAGAGCCAUGCAUGACACUAAGAUGAGGGAGGCACAGUUAGAAUUAAAGACAAAAUUGGAUCAACUCUCCAAAGAUUUGGAUGCAAAAUGGACAGACACUUUGAGGAAAGAGUGUUUGAAGCUGAGAUCUGAGUUAACUGAGCAGAAAGAGGAGGACAAGCGUGCAGCCUUACAGCAGCUAGCUAAGAUGAAGGAUGAAGAAAUAGCAGCAGCCAGAGAGGGCUGGGAGAGGAAAGUUACUCAGUUGCUGGAUGAGAUAUCUAUGCUCAAAAGGAAUAUAGAUGCCAAAUCCAGUGAGUCUUCAGAACUCCUAGCUGAUCUUAAACAGAAGGCAGCUGCCGAGGAAAAGCGUCUGAGGGACCAAAUGAAUGAGGCAGCAGAUGAGUAUGCUAAGAAGGUUGAAGCUCUAGAGAGAAUUCAUGCUGAGAAGAUCAAAAAUCUUGAAGCUCAAAGAAUCAAGGAAGUUGAGGAAAUGGAGAGGACUCUUACAUCUAAGCACAUGGAAGAAAUGAGCAAUACUAUAAAGGCACAGAAGGCCCUGAUUGAAUCAGUGAAAGAUCAGGCGGAUAAACAGAGAGAUCAGGACCUGGAAACACAGCAUAAGAUUCACUUGUCAGAAAAAGAAACACUGAAGUCAGAGCUUGCUCACAGACAUGCAAUGGAGUUGGAGCAAAUGAACAAGGCUCACAAUACACAGAUGAAUGCUGCCAGAAUGGAGCUUGAAAGAGCCAUAGAGCUUUCAAAACAAAAGGAAAGAGACUUUGAAAUUAGGUCUACUGAACUUCAAGAGGAGGUGCGGCACAGGGAAAAACACAUAUCCAAUUUGGAAGCGGAGAUAAGGCAGGUUCAAGAAGGCUUGGACCAGAUGAGGAGAGAGGUAGAAUUCAAAGGCAAAGAGAUACUCAAGAUCAGGAGUGAAGCAAACCAGCAACUUAGAAAACGUGAAGAACAACUUGCUCAGCAGCAUGAAGAGCAAGUCAACAGUUUGUCUGCAGAUCAUCUAAGGGAGACUCAAGACAUGCUGGGAGAAUUCAACAGGGCACAGGAUUUGCUCAAGGACAAGAUUUCUGCACUGCAAAUCAUGCUCGAAGAAGCAGAAGAUAACUACAGGAACAGGGAGUCAAGACCAGAAGAUUUGGAAAUGAUAAAACAGUUGCAAAAGGCCCUCGAAGAUAGGGAGGAGUACAUGAAAAGACUGGAAGAUGAGAAGAAAUAUUAUCAGUUGGAAUUGGUCAAUAGAGAAACCAACUUCAACAAAGUGUUUAAUACACAGCCUAAUGUAGGGGUCCUCAAUCCAUUUAUGAAGCCAAAGAAGAAAGGAGACAAAGGCCCCACCAAAUACACCAGCUCACCUUCCCUAAACAGACUCCAACCCCUUCCUGGCUCCCCUGUCCACGAGGAAAAGUUGAAUCCCAUCAAACCACUUCCACCAACUGCAGUCAAGAAGUUUAUGGUUUAAUAUUGGACUGGUUGAAAAUCUUUAUAAUGUAAAGAAGUGUCUAUGAUUAACAUGAGAAUUGAUCAGUAGUCCUCA
Lingula anatina is the source of this 3371-nucleotide messenger RNA. RefSeq names its product protein FAM184A. NCBI's taxonomy places the organism in Eukaryota, Metazoa, Brachiopoda, Lingulata, Lingulida, Lingulidae. The record is from RefSeq and is a predicted model, not a curated record.